Astyanax mexicanus (Mexican tetra) is the source of this 4006-nucleotide messenger RNA. RefSeq names its product ring finger protein 44 (gene rnf44). The transcript has 11 exons. Lineage: Eukaryota; Metazoa; Chordata; Actinopteri; Characiformes; Acestrorhamphidae. The coding region runs from base 516 to 1859 and encodes 447 amino acids. The record is from RefSeq and is a predicted model, not a curated record.
GAGUCGAUUCCCUCAGCAGUGAGCGGACCCUACCUACCAGAAUGACAACACGCGCGGUGGAAUGCUGUGAAUUAAACGAGUCGCGGCGAUUCUAAACGAACCUGCUGAAAGCAGCGACUCGCUCUCAUCGCUCUGAUCGGUCUGAGAUGGAGAAAAGCGGCGGAGAUCUCGGAGAACUCGCUUUAUUCUGAAGCCUGCGCGGGAUAUGAGGAGUGGAGCGAGGCUGAGGAGCAGCGGGAGGAAGUAGUAAUGGACAAUAACGCGGGGAGGAGGAGGAGAAGCUCGGAGAGGAGCAUGCAGGAGAGGAGCUGCUGAUAUUACCGCCUAUCAGGACUGUUAUUAGUGUUUAUUUCACUGCUGAACGUCUGGAUUUUGUCUGUAAUGCUGUAGAACUGCGUGGGACGGGUUUGGACUGAAAAACAGAGUAAAGACAAUCUGAGGCUGUGAGACCCAAGUGCCUCUAGCACUACCGCUCUGCCCCCCCCGGCUGUGACUCGUUCGGCACGACGUCACAAAUGCGACCAUGGGAAAUAGCUGUGAAUAGGCGGCCGCCAACAGCCCCCUUAAACCAGAGGAGGUUCCUCGGGGAGCCCUGCAACACGCCUGUGCACCUCAGGAGAAGUCCUCCAGUGCGACGGCAGUGGGGGCAGCGAGACAGACCUGUUUUGCACGGCUCCCUGCGGCAGGAUGAGACCUUUCACCAUCCUGUGUUCUCGCAGCAGCAGCAGCAGCAGCAGCAUCAGCAGCACGUUCCUCUAGAGGAGUCCCGGCAGUACAGCCACCCCAGCGCACCUCCACGCAUGCUCCAUCCAGCCACGCACCCGCCUCAGCAGAGCUCCAUCAUGGUGGACCUUCAUGAACAGAUGCACCAAGGAUCAGUUCCAAUAUCUUACACAGUUACCACGGUGACGACCCACGGUUUUCCCAUCCACACGGGGCAACCGAUCCCAGCGUGCAACGCCCAGCAGCUCCCAGCAUGCUCGGUAAUGUUCAGCGGACAGCUCUCUCUGCUCUGCUGCCUUCCUCCUCCUCUAAUUCAGGCAUGCACCAUGCAGCACUUGCCAGUGUCUUACCAGGCCUUUCCGCCGCUGAUCUCCAGCGAGCACUUCAUCCUGCACCCCAGCCCUCCAGUGCCGACUCACCAGCCCCCUCACCUGGCCCCGCUGAGCCAGUUCGUCCCCCUGCAGCCACAGCACCCACGCAUGCCUCUGCAGAGAGUGGAGAAUGAGGUGGACCUGAGAGGAGACCAGCAUCCUUUGGGAACAUUCUCUUACCCUCCUGCCCAUCACCCACCAGCAGCCAUGCCCCCCUCCGUGCCCCUCCAGUACCUGCCCCAGGAACCUCUGCACCAAGAACUGCCCUUCGGAGUGCCAUAUGCACAUGUGCUGCCCAGGCGUGGGAGUGGCCAGAGAUACCGGUUACAGCAGCCUCUGCCGCCGCCACCCCCACCUCCACCUUACUACCCUGGCUUUCUACCUUACUUCCUCUCGAUGCUUCCUGUGCCUCCGACUGCUGUGGGUCCCGCCAUUAGCCUGGAUCUGGACGUGGAUGAUGUGGAGAUGGAGAAUUAUGAGGCGUUACUAAACCUCGCUGAGCGGCUCGGGGAGGCUAAACCUCGAGGACUGACGAAAGCUGACAUAGAACAGCUUCCAUCCUACAGGUUCAAUUCAGAAAACCACCAGUCUGAACAAACUCUAUGUGUUGUGUGCUUUAGUGAUUUUGAGUCAAGGCAGCUACUUCGAGUAUUACCCUGUAAUCACGAGUUUCAUGCAAAGUGUGUGGACAAAUGGUUAAAGACCAAUCGCACGUGUCCGAUCUGCCGCGCCGACGCAUCUGAAGUUCACCGGGACGUGGAGUGAGUCCAGGCCUUCGUCCUUCACUGGAAAACAGCACAAACCUUGGAGUGUGUCGUGCGAGCGGGCACAUACACACACCUGCCACCCAACCCCGUGCUCUCCAGCCAAAUGCAAAAGCAUCUCCCUCCCCUUAACACCAAACUCCUCCCCCUUACAAACCCCGCCCCUCCUACCCGUCAACAAAUAAGCAAUCUUGGAAUUUGUACGGAACCUGUUAGACCUCUGCUGUGCAUCAUCGCGUGAGUUUUCAUGAAAAGCUACUGCCGCUUAAAACUCUUAUCUCCAAUUCCCACUCCAGUUUACCCCCGACCUUAACCCUCACUGUACCCGUCCCUGUUCCCCUUCUUUUAGAGUUCUGCCACUGUUCCCCCGUUCUCAGUUCUGCCCUCGUUUUCGCAGAUUCCAAAGAUGAACCUGUAAUGCGUGUUUGUGUUGCGUCUUCGUUUACACAAAAAUUCAGAUAUUUGAAUAUUCUCUAGGUGUUCGAUCACAGAUAAUUCAGAUAAGUCGUGCUUUUCGUGGUUGUGGAGGGAGACGGGGAGAGGACCGGGACGGCGGUUGGGUGUUUUUGGGGUUUGAUUGAUUGAUUUUAACGCCGUGCGAUCAGACGAGCAGGGCGAGAAACAAGAAAAACAAGAAAGAAAAGAGUGAAACAAACUAAAAGAGCGUAAAGGAAAGGUGGAGCUCGUCCGAAUAGACGUAUAGACGCCAUUCUGCUUGGAUGCAAGGGGAAAAAAAAAAAUCUAUAUAUAUAUAAAACACGUUUCGACCAUCAUAAGAUGCAUGUUUGUAUAGGUGAUGGGCUCAAGUGACUUGUUAAUAAUGUAUGUUUUGCAAUAACGUAUUGAUGAUUUUCAAUAUCUUUAUCCCGACUCUUUUUAACCUGCGAAUGCUAAUGUGAACGUUUGAACGUUAUGACUUGCGGUGGUUCUGAAUCUCCGAGGCCCGAGGUAAAGAAAAUAUACAGGAGGGGAAAAAAAAAGGCUGUAAACAGUUCUGCAAACGUAAAACAUGAAAUAUAAGUGUGAGUGUGAGUGCACAAAUAUAUGUGUGUGUGUGUGUGAUUGUGUGAAUGGGGAGGAAAAGUUGAGGUAAAAAAAAAUAAAAAAUACCGAGAGACACUGAGGAGGGGAAGCCUGAUGUUGGUGCUGGUGGUGGUGAUGAUGUGGUGGUGGAGUUGAACCGGACUCUGGGCCUCAUCGCUGUGGAGUUUUGCACUGUUUGCGCUGGAAACAUAUAAAAGGUCACUGUGGCCCAGGACAAGGACAACCAAGGACAUUCAAGGACAAGGACAGCUCCGUGCCUCUGACCUUCAAACCUCCUACCUUUCUCUAAACCCCCACCUUCUGACCUCCGGCCGCCUAAAACCCCACCCCAACCCCUCUCAAACCCAACUCUGGGCGGGCCGCACACACUUAAGCCCCGCCCCUUUCCCCCCGCCACUGCCGACAGGCCCCGUUACGGCCCUCUGGGAAAGCCUCCUGACCUCCACCCAUCCACUCUUAACUCGCUCUGGUCUCCAGGAGAACUCACCGCAGGCCUUUGCACGGACUGUUUCUUUAGGUUAGCAAUAUUUUUUCCAGUCGACGAGCUCCCGCCGCAUUUCAGCCGUUAUUAAAAUCCACCGGGUCCAACGGGAACGAGGGGAGGAGCGAGUCGCCGGACGCAGCGUGUGGAGAAAAGACGAGGGUGGACCUCAGUGCCAACGAUCGCCAAUGGCCACCAAUGAUCUCCAAUGGUCACCAACGAUCUCCAACGAUGGCCAAAUGGUCACCAACGAUCGUCAAUGGUCACCAACGAUCGUCAAUGGUCAUCAACAAUCGCCAAUGGUCACCAAUGAUCGCCAAUGAUUUCCAAUGGUCACCAAUGAUUUCCAAUGGUCACCAAUGAUCGCCAAUGGUCACCAACGAUUUCCAAUGGUCACCAAUGAUCGCCAAUGGUCACCAACGAUCACCAACGGUCACCAAUGUUGGUCUUUGUGGUGGUGGGUGGGGGAACUUGCGUUACACCUGACGUCCAAAAACAAACUUAAAAAAACUACCGAAAAAAAUAACCGAAAAAAUGACUUUUUGGAGAAGGUGCAACCCCUUUCUUUGCAGAAAGCAAUAUGUGCAAUGAGUGUCUGUCGUGAAUGAAACAUAUUUGACAUA